This is a messenger RNA of Hemicordylus capensis (graceful crag lizard), 7193 nucleotides long. RefSeq names its product integrator complex subunit 1 (gene INTS1). NCBI's taxonomy places the organism in Eukaryota, Metazoa, Chordata, Lepidosauria, Squamata, Cordylidae. Gene Ontology annotation, biological process: U2 snRNA 3'-end processing. Bases 187 to 6759 code for a protein of 2190 amino acids. The record is from RefSeq and is a predicted model, not a curated record. The transcript is spliced from 47 exons. Gene Ontology annotation, cellular component: integrator complex.
GAACCCCCCCCCCACAGUUUUGCUUCCGGCUCGCCGAGUGCUGCCUCCGCUUCUGGUUCCGGGGCUUUUCUCCUACCCGCCGGCGCCCGCAAACCGGCGUCUCGACCUGAGGAAAGCGGGCGGUGAGGGGACGGAACCGCACUUGCAUACCCAGAGCCCCGCCCCCCCCAAGCGCGUCCCCGCGGGAUGAACCGGCCGAAGCCUGCGGCCGCGCGCCGCCCUAGCACCGUCGCCAAACCCUCCGGCCACCCUCCUCCGGGAGAUUUCAUCGCCUUGGGUUCCAAAGGCCAGGCCAAUGAGUCGAAAGCAGCUGCCACGCUGCUCAAGCCGGCUUCGGCCGGAUUGCCCUCCGAGCGGAAGCGGGAGGGCUCUGCCACCUUGUCCGGUGCUUCCGGGCUGACGGGACUCACCAAGCGGCCCAAGCUGUCCUCGACGCCUCCCCUCAGCGCCUUGGGACGCUUGGCGGAAGCCGCGGUUGCUGAGAAGCGGGCCAUUUCGCCUUCCAUCAAGGAGCCAUCCGUGAUCCCCAUUGAAGUGGCUCCGACUGUCUUGCUGGAUGAGAUUGAGGCUGCCGAAGCCGAAGGCAACGAUGACCGCAUCGAAGGGGUGUUGUGCGGGACCGUGAAGCAGCUGAAAAUCAAUCGGGCGAAGCCCGACACCACCCUGUACCUGAGCCUGAUGUACUUGGCAAAAAUCAAGCCAAACAUAUUUGCCACAGAAGGCGUGAUUGAGGCGUUGUGCAGCCUGCUGCGCAGGGACGCCUCCAUCAACUUCAAAGCCAAAGGGAACAGCCUGGUGUCCGUCCUGGCCUGCAACCUUCUCAUGGCAGCCUAUGAGGAGGAUGAGAACUGGCCCGAGAUCUUCGUCAAGGUCUACAUUGAGGACUCCCUGGGGGAGCGCAUCUGGGUCGACAGCCCUCACUGCAAGACCUUCGUCGAAAACAUCCAGACGGCGUUCAGCACCAAGAUGCCCCCUAAGAGUAUUUUGUUGCAUGGGGAAGUUGGACGUAGUGGAGGUGACCUUAGUGCUGGGAAUAGCCCCCAUCCCUCUAUGCCCGAGGAGGAGGACAGCCAGAGUGAGCUGCUGAUUGCGGAGGACAAGAUGAGCCCUGAGCAGGAGGGGCAGCUGAUGCCCAGGUAUGACGAUCUUGCCGAGAGCGUGGAGGAAUAUGUCCUUGACAUGCUGCGGGACCAGCUCAACAGGCGCCAGCCGAUGGACAAUGUCUCCCGGAACCUCCUGCGUCUCCUGACCGCCACUUGUGGCUACAAGGAGAUCCGGCAGAUGGCCGUCCAGAGGCUGGAGAUGUGGCUGCAGAACCCCAAGCUCACUCGGCCAGCCCAGGACCUGCUCAUGUCCGUCUGCAUGAACUGCAACACCCACAGCUCCGAGGACGUGGAGGUGGUCUCCAACCUGAUCAAGAUCCGCCUGAAGCCCAAGGUCCUCCUCAACCACUUCAUGCUGUGUGUCCGGGAGCUGCUCAGCGCCCACCGAGACAACCUGGGCACCGUGGUCAAGUCGGUGGUUUUCAACGAACUGUCAAAUGCCCGGAACCCCAACAACAUGCAGAUUCUCUACACGGUCCUCCAGCACAGCCCAGAGCUUGCACCCAAGUUUCUGGCCAUGGUGUUCCAGGAUCUGCUGACCAACAAGGACGACUACCUGCGGGCGUCGCGGGCCCUGCUGCGGGAGAUCAUCAAGCAGACGAAGCACGAGAUCAACUUCCAGGCUUUCUGCCUGGGUCUCAUGCAGGAACGGAAGGAGUCCCAGUACGUCGAGAUGGAGUUCAAGGACCGGUUUGUGAUCCACAUAACAGACCUGCUGGCUGUCUCCAUGAUGCUGAGCAUCACCGCCCAGGUGAAGGAAGCUGGGAUUGCUUGGGACAAAGGAGAGAAGAAGAAUUUGGAGGUGCUGCGUGCUUUCCAGAACCAGAUUGCCGCGAUUCAGCGGGACGCCGUCUGGUGGCUGCACACCGUGGUUCCUUCGAUCACAAAACUAGCUCCCAAAGAAUACGUCCACUGCCUCCACAAAGUGCUAUUUACGGAACAGCCGGAGACGUACUACAAAUGGGACAACUGGCCUCCCGAGAGUGACCGCAAUUUCUUCCUUCGCCUCUGCUCCGAAGUGCCCAUCCUUGAAGACACGCUCAUGCGGAUCCUCGUGAUCGGGCUCUCCCGCGACCUUCCCCUCGGCCCCGCCGACGCCAUGGAGCUGGCCGACCAUCUGGUGAAACGGGCAGCGGCCGUGCAGGCAGACGACCUAGAAGUCCUGCGAGUGGAGAGGAUCCAGCUGAUUGAUGCCGUCUUGAAUCUGUGCACUUACCACCAUCCAGAGAAUAUCCAACUGCCCCCUGGAUAUCAGCCUCCCAAUCUGGCCAUCUCUACACUCUACUGGAAAGCGUGGCCUCUCUUGCUCGUGGUUGCAGCAUUCAAUCCUGAGAACAUCGGUCUCGCCGCCUGGGAGGAGUACCCGACCCUGAAGAUGCUCAUGGAAAUGGUCAUGACUAAUAAUUAUUCUUAUCCUCCUUGCACUUUGACGGACGAAGAGACCCGCACGGAGAUGAUCAACCGCGAGCUGCAGAUCUCGCAGCGGGAGAAGCAGGAGAUCCUGGCCUUCGAGGGCCACCUGGCAGCCGCAUCCACAAAGCAGACGAUCACAGAGAGCAGCAGCCUCUUGCUCUCGCAGCUCACCAGCCUGGACCCCCAGGGCCCUCCCCGCAGACCACCGCAACCCGUCCUGGACCAGGUGAAGAGCCUCAAUCAGUCCCUCCGCCUGGGACACCUUCUGUGCCGCAGCAGACACCCGGACUUCCUGCUCAACAUCAUCCAGAGGCAGGCGUCCUCGCAAUCGAUGCCGUGGCUUGCAGACCUGGUUCAGUCCAGCGAGGGCUCCCUGGACGUCCUGCCGGUUCAGUGCCUUUGUGAAUUCCUUCUGCACGACGCCGCUGACGAAUCGGCCUCCGGCGAGGAGGAGGAAGAGGGAGAGAGUAAAGAGCAGCGCGCCAAGAAGCGGCAGAGGCAGCAGAAGCAAAGGCAGCUCCUGGGACGCCUCCAGGACCUGCUCUUGGGGCCCAAGGCCGACGAACAGACGACGUGCGAAGUGCUGGAUUACUUCCUGAGGCGCCUCAGUUCGUCGCAGGUGGCUUCCCGGGUUUUGGCCAUGAAGGGGCUGUCCUUGGUGCUUUCAGAAGCUGGGCUGCGUGACAGGGAAGAGAAGGGCCACCCCAUGGAGGAAGAGCCCGGCGACUCGGAGCUCCUGCAGGGCUACCAGUGGCUCCUCCGAGACCUGCCGAAGCUGCCGCUCUUUGACAGCGUCCGGGCAACCACGACGGUCGCUCUGCAGCAGGCCAUCCACAUGGAGACCGAACCUCAGACCAUCAGCGCUUACUUGGUGUAUCUUUCCCAGCAUGCCCCAGUCGAGGAACAGGGACAACACAACGACCUUGCCUUGGAUGUGGCCAGACUGAUCGUGGAACGCUCCACCAUCAUGUCCCACCUCUUCUCCAAGCUCUCGUACUGUUCAGAGUCCGACGCCGUGCUGGUCGCCCUCCUCUCCAUCUUCUCGCGCUACAUCAAGCGUAUGCGGCAGAGCAAGGAGGGCGAAGAGGUUUACAGCUGGUCCGAGUCGCAGGAUCAGGUGUUCCUCCGCUGGAUCAGCGGAGAGACAGCCACGAUGCACAUCCUGGUGGUCCACGCGAUGGUGAUCCUGCUGACCCUGGGGCCGCCGCAAGCCGGCGAUGGGAACUUCUACACUUUGCUGGACAUCUGGUUCCCUGAAAAGAAGCCCCUCCCCACGGCUUUCUUGGUGGACACUUCGGAGGAGGCUCUACUGCUCCCUGAUUGGCUGAAGUUGCGCAUGAUCCGCUCAGAGGUGCCACGCCUGGUGGAUGCUGCACUGCAGGACCUGGAGCCUCAGCAGCUGCUCCUCUUCGUCCAGUCCUUCGGGAUCCCCGUCUCCAGCAUGAGUAAACUGCUGCAGUACCUGGACCAGGCCGUGUCCCACGACCCGCAGACGCUGGAGCAAAACAUCAUGGAUAAGAAUUACAUGGCUCACCUCGUGGAGGUCCAGCACGAGAGAGGAGCUACUGGCGGCCAGACCUUUCACUCGCUUCUCACCACCUCCCUGCCAGCUCGCCGAGACAGCGAUGAUACUCCGCGGCCCAAAACCAGCCUGGAGGCGUCACAAGGUCAGGGCAGAAUCCGGGCGCUGGCUCAGAUCCGAGUCCUUGGUCCAGAGGAUGACCUGGCAGGCAUCCUUCUUCAGCUGUUCCCACUGAACCCGGAUCCCCGGUGGCAGAACUCAAACCCCCGCCCCCUCGCCCUGGCUCUGCAGCAGGCCCUGGGGCAGGAGCUGGCUCGGCUGCGCCAGGGAAACGCCCCGGUGCCGGGGACCAUGGCACGGCUCCUCCAGGCACUGGCGGCGCUGCUGAACUCCCCCCAUGGCGGGACGUUGGUGAUGGCCAUGCACCGAAACCAUGUGGGGUCAUGUCCCCUCAUGCGUCUACUGUGCCAGUAUCAGCGCUGCGUCCCCCAGGACACGACCUUCUCCACGCUGUUCUUUAAAGUCCUGAUGCAGAUGUUGCAGUGGCUGGAGAACCCGGCUGUGGAAGAAGGGCCUCUCCGGACCCAGCUCAAGUCCUUUGCCGUUCAGUAUUCAGCCAGACACAGGAUCAACGACGUCCGCGGGGGUUUCCUGCACCUGGCGGACGCAUUGGCUUUCCGCCGCGACGCUGACGUGAUUGGCUCCACCGUGUGCGCCAUCAUUGCCACCCUGAAGUCUGGCGAGAAGUACAACGUGGAGCCAGAAGUUGUUGGUAAAGUCCUCCAGGGCCUGACAGAGAUGCACUCGCCAUUCCUGGAGGAGCUCCUGGCAGCCCUCUUCUCGGUUACCAUGGAGACCUCCUCCCACUUCCCUACCACUGGACCCAUCUCCAUGGUGAGCUCGCUGCUUCUGCAGGACAAGGAGGAGGCCUUCGUCAAAAAGGAAGCGGAGAACAGCAGCACCGAGAAUGCCCGCCUGGGGCCUUCGGGCCUUUUCAUUGACUGGCUGGAGAUGUUGGACCCUGAGGUGAUCAGCAGUUGCCCCGAUCUCCAGCAGAAGCUGCUCUUCUCCUGGAACAAGGAUAAAGCUGCUUCUGCAUCGGAGCCGCCCUCUUUCCGCCCGUACCUUCUGGCCCUCCUGACCCACCAGUCUAGCUGGGCCACGCUGCACCACUGCAUCCGGAUUCUGCUGGGCAAGAGCCGAGAGCACAAAUUGGACCCGACUGCCUCCUUGGAUUUCCUUUGGGCCUGCAUCCAUAUCCCUCGGAUUUGGCAAGGAAGAGACCAGAGGAUACCCCAGAAACGGCGAGAGGAGUUUGUGCUGCAGCUGAAGGCCCCCGAACUGAUCAGCCUGGUGGAGCUGAUCUUAGCCGAAUCGGAGACCCGGAACCCGAAUCCCGAGGCGGCCUCCUGCUCGGUCAUCCAGUCCCGGCUGCCGCUGCUGCUCAGCUGCUGCCACGGAGACAUCGACAGCAUUAAGAAGGUCGCAGAGUACCUGACAGGCUGCUUGCAGCAGUGGGGGAGCAGUCCAAUGGGCAAGCGUUGCCAGGACCUUCUCCUGCAGAUCUACCUUCAGCUGCCAGAACUGCUUGUCCCAGUGCCAGAGUCGCUGCUGUCCAGCGAAGGAGCCACCGAUAGCAGCACCUGCAAACUCGACGCCCUGGUCCACAGGUUCCUCACUCUGCUCGCAGACUCCAGCGACUCGAAGACGAACGAGAGCCGUCUGUGGGACGCCAACAUGGCCUGUCGGAAGCUGGCCGUAGCUCACCCCAUCCUCCUGCUCAGGCACCUGCCCAUGAUUGCAGCCCUGCUUCACGGCCGGGUUCACCUGAACUUCCAGGAGUUCCGCCAGCAAAACCACCUGACCUUCUUCACCCACGUCUUGGGCAUCCUGGAGCUCCUUCAGCCUCAGGUCUUCCAGGGCGAGCACCAGGGGGCGCUGUGGGAUUGCCUCCUCUCCUUCAUCCGCCUGCUUCUGAGCUACCGGAAAUCUUCCCGCCACCUGGCUGCCUUCAUCAGCAAGUUUGUGCAGUUCAUCCACAAGUACAUCACCUGCAACGCCCAGGCGGCAGCGUCCUUCGUACAGAAGCACUCCGAGCCCCUCCAUGACCUGUCGUCGGAUAACAGCGACCUCGCGAUGCUCAAGUCUCUCUUGGCCGGCCUGAGCUUACCCAGCAAGAACGGGGCAUCGGACAGAGGGCCCAACGACGAAAAGGAUGAUGAGGCCGCUACGGGCUCCCUGCCCCUCGUCAGUGUCUCUCUCUUCACUCCUCUCACUCCUGCUGAGAUGGCCCCGUACAUGAAACGGCUCUCGAGGGGCCAGAGCGUGGAGGAUAUCCUGGAGGUGCUGACAGAUAUUGACGAGAUGUCCAGACGGAGGCCAGAGAUCCUCUCCUUCUUUUCGACUCACCUGCAAAGGCUGAUGAGCUCUCCCGAGGAGACCUGCCGGAAUCUGGCCUUCUGCCUUGCUCUGCGCUCAAUCCAGAGCAACCCCAGCAUUGCGGCCAGCUUCCUUCCCACGUUCAUGUACUGCCUCGGCAGCCGCGACUUUGAGGUGGUUCAGACGGCCCUGAGAAACCUGCCCGAAUACACUCUCCUUUGCCAAGAACACGCCGCCGUCCUGCUGCACCGGGCCUUCCUGGUGGGGAUGUACGGCCAGGUAGACACCAGCUCCCAGAUUUCGGAAGCCUUGAAGAUUUUGCAUAUGGAAGCCAUGAUAUGACCCGGGCGAGCCCAGGCCCCAGGACUUGGAGACGGGGCUUGCCUGCUUUGGACCCUGCCGGACUGGAAGCCCGCCAGAGAGCGGCUGGUUCUGCAGUCCACACUCCAGAGGAGAGGGGGCCGCGGCGUUUCUCUUGGACCGCGCUGAAGGAGGAAGGGGAGGUGGGUUGCUGGCAUUUGUGGAAAGAAAACGAUGCCAUGAUGCGGGUUAUGACAAUGGCCAUCCCUUACCUUUUGGGAAUUGGGAUGGGAAACCCCACCCCAUAGCAGCAGCCCCCCACACCCACGAGUUGGACCCUCAGGAGUUGGGGGUGCAGUUGUCCCCAGAUUAGCUCCCUGCUCUGUCAGACAGAGGGAGAGCAUCUCUACAAGAUGUACGGCCCAGUCAUGUUUGUUACUUCUUUUAAAAUUAAAAAAAGUUUUGUUUUUGUUGCA